This is a messenger RNA of Symbiodinium sp. CCMP2592, 6138 nucleotides long. NCBI's taxonomy places the organism in Eukaryota, Dinophyceae, Suessiales, Symbiodiniaceae. The record is from the annotation of a GenBank genome assembly.
AUGGACUCCCAGACUGCUGAGCUGGAACUUGAAGAGUUGUUCACAUACACCGACGAGUGGGGCCGUGAGCGCAAGAUUACCUGCAGUGCUCCUCAGGGGCUUGAUGACAUCGCGACGCAGCCAGGCAUCUUCACACAAGAUGUGGCAGCUGGCCCACCACGAGAGUCUGGGAUCAUGCAUGGCUGGUCUUCAGGCAGCUUGACCACCGAGGCUGGCUCCCCGAUGGUUGCUGUGAGCCCUCCGGUGCCACCAGCGCUUAGCCUGCAGCCGGGUCAGUUGCAGCCGACCCCCGUGCGAAGUAACGCACCGCUUCCGCAGCUAACCACCCAGCCUUCACCAACCGGACAGCACCUGCAAGCCCCAGCAACUGCUCAGCUGCUGCAGCCUUCGCCAACCGGACAGCACCUGCAAGCCACGACAACUGGUCAGCCGCUUCAGCCUUCGCCAACUGGGCAGCACUUGCCAACUGGACAGCACCCGCAAGCCCGAGCAACUGCUCAGCCGCUUCAGCCUUCGCCAACCGGACAGCACCACCUGACAGCCACAACAGCUGGCCAGCCACUGCAGCCUUCGACAACCGGGCCAGGACAGCACCCGCAAGCCCCAGCACAGCCGCUUCAGCCUUCGCCGACCGGACAGCACUUGCCAACUGGACAGCACCCGCAAGCCCCAGCAGCUGGUCAGCCACUUCAGCCUCCGCCUGCCGGACAGCACUUGCCAACCGGACAGCACCCGCAAGCCCCAGCAGCUGGUCAGCCACUUCAGCCUUCGCCUGCCGGACAGCAGCACCUGCAAGCCCCAGCAGCUGGUCAGCCGCUUCAGCCUUCACCCGCCGGACAGCACUUGCCAACCGGACAGCACCCGCAAGCCCCAGCAGCUGGUCAGCCACUUCAGCUUUCGCCUGCCGGACAGCAGCUCCUGCAAGCCCCAGCAGCUGGUCAGCCGCUUCAGCCUUCACCCGCCGGACAGCACUUGCCAACCGGACAGCACCCGCAAGCCCCAGCAGCUGGUCAGCCACUUCAGCCUCCGCCUGCCGGACAGCACCCGCAAGCCCCAGCAGCUGGUCAGCCACUUCAGCCUCCGCCUGCCGGACAGCAGUUGCCAACCGGACAGCACCCGCAAGCCCAAGCACUUCUGCCGCAGCCGCACACCGUGCCCAACCAGCUGCCGACCCAAGUGCCACUUCUGCCGCAGCCUGCUCAGAUCCCCCGUGAAUCUGAGCAAUCUGGGCUGCAGCCGAGGCAGCUCCAAUCGGAGUUCGACGAGGUGUUGUUUGAGAAGGAGCUGGAACAGCAGAUGGUGCUCGACAACCUUGCUGAGCAGUUUGCAAACCACAAGCGCAAGUUUACAGCUGACCUCGAGGAAAUGGCGCGGCAGAGCCAGGCCGCUCGCCUUCAGCACAACGAAUUCCUCAGAGGACUGGAUGAGGAAUACAAUGAGCGGUGCAGGAGGCACAAGUUGGAGCUCAUCCGUCUGCAGGAUGAGGAAAGGGAGGCAAACGAAAGGGCAAAGGUGGCCAAGACUCGUGCAAGCGACACUGCGGCAGAGACUGCCAGAGGUCUUUUGCAGCAGAAGCUGCAAGCUAAGACGGAGCCGUCUACCCCAAGGGUCAGCCUGGCACAGACUGGCCAGCCUGUGCAGCACCAGCAAACCCUUGGUCAGCCGCUUCAGCCUCUACCUGCCGGACAGCACUUGCCAACCGGACAGCACCAGCAAGCUCCGACAACUGGUCUGCCGCUUCAGCCUUCACCUGCCGGACAGCACCCGCAAGCCCCAGCAACUCAGCCGCUUCAGGUUUCGCCUACCGGACAGCACUUGCCAACUGGACAGCACCCGCAAGCCACCGCAGCCAGCGCCGGCCAGCCUCUGCAGCCUUCAACAACCGGGCAGCACUUGCCAGGACAGCACCCGCCAGCCCCAGCAACUGGUCAGUCGCUGCAGCCUUCGCUUGUUGGACAGCACUUGCCAACUGGACAGCACCUGCAAGCUCAGCCGCUUCAGCCAGCCACAACAGCUGGCCAGCUGCUGCAGCCUUCGCCUGCCGAGCUCCAGCCUACGCCAAGCACCCGCUUCUUCACUCAAGCCAUGGGGAACGGCCACCAGCUACAGCCUGCGCCUACCGGACAGCACUUGCCAACCGGACAGCACCACCUGCAAGCCCCAGCAACUGGCCAGCCGCUGCAGCCUUCGCCGACCGGACAGCACUUGCCAACCGGACAGCACCACCCGCAAGCCACAACAGCUGGCCACCCGCUGCAGCCUUUGUCGACCGGACAGCACUUGCCGACCGUACAGCACCACGUGCAAGCCACAACAGCUGGCCAGCCGCUUCAGCUGUCGCCAACCGGCGAGCAAAUGGUGCAGGCAAGCCCCACUUCGUUGCCAGCGAGUGCCAUGUCAGAGUCGCCUGGCUCCGAGGCUACGGUAUCCUCACACGGGGGCCUCGGAAAGGUGUCGAGCUCCACACACCCAGCAGCUUGGCAGUUCCUGUACCGGCUCACGAACACCGUCGACAAGUUCGGCAACAAGAAGUGCAGUGAGGAGAUGUGGGAAGCCUGGAGGGAGCCCUCCAAGCGAGACAAGCUCCUUCACGACUUCGUGCACCGUUGCUGGAAGCCGCAGGAGACCCACCAGGAGAACAAGGCAGGUUCCGGAUUUAAGAGGAAGCUCUUCAAAAAAUGCCUCUAUUCCCCCGAUCUCAAAUUUCUUGUGCAGACGAGCGACAAGGUGGAAACCGGCACAUCACGCACGAAGAGCCUCGAGCAAGAACUUGCAGAUUCCGGGCUGUGGGAUACAGAGUGGUCCGUAGGCGAUGUGUUAGGCCUCGAUGACGCCACAGAGGGUGCUGGCGAGGGGAACAACAAGCCUACGAAGCUGGUGGAAUUCCCUGAACCGGAGGGAAGCGAGACAUUGCAAGAGUAUCUGGGGCAAUACAAAAAAGCAGCUCUCAACAAAAAGGCUGUGCUGAAGUCUACGAAAGAGCGCUUGGUGAAAGACAACGCUGUGGGGCACCAGCGCCUUGGACAACACUGGCGCGCUGCCGGCGUGCCAGAAGAGGUGCUCCUCAGGCUGGGGGCGUGGCGCCCGGCCCCGGAGAGCUCACGUCGAGCCCCGGCGCCCGGAGAGCAGGUUGGCCCUCCCGCCAGGCGAGCAGGGCGAGCCACUAGAGGCGCCUGGUGGAGCGGAGCCGUGCCAGGCGCAGCCGGUCGGUGCUGGUCGGCGAGCCUGCAAGAGGACGGACAGGCGGCCUUGCCAGAGCUCCAGGCGGAGUCGUUGGCGGACGUUGACGGCGCUAUCAUGGCGCGCUCCUCUGAGGGACCCUUCCGGUCCAGGGUCCGGACCUGGGUGGACUUCACGGCGGCCUGGGCCCUGCCGGCGUGGCCGAUCUCCCUGGACUCAGUCAGGAAGGUCGCGGCGAGCAUGCGGAAGGGUUGGUGCCGCUCGGCGCAAAACUACUUCGACGCGGCGGUGACCUACCAGGAACACUUCCGCGGCGAGCUGGUGGACCCGCUCGUCCGGCGGGCCAUCCGGCGUUACGCCAAGGCGGUGGUACGUGGCCUUGCGGGGUCCAAGCUCAAGGCGAUCUUCCCGGCGAUGCGGCUGGAGCCUCUGCUGGACCCCUCGCCGGCGUCCGCUGCGCUGCACAAGACGGCGCAGGGUGGUGAGAGAGAACUCACGCGCGGCAGCUCCGCUGCGCUUGCGGCAUCCAGUCCCGGCCGAUGCGGGCCCUUGUUCCCGGACGCGGUGCUGCUCUUCCGGCGGGUGCUGCUGGCAGCCGGCGUGGCCCUCACCACGGUCGACCACGAGGGCCAGAUCGUGCAGCUGUUCGCCGGCCACGCGGCGCGGGUAGCCGGCGCGGCCUGGCUCGCGUCCAAGGGGGUACCGACAGCGAUCAUCCAGUUGCUGGGUCGUUGGUCCUCCACGGCGGUGGAGCGCUAUGUUCAGGCGGCCCCGCUGGCGGUGGCCCCGGAGAUCCCCGGCAGAGUCCUGGCUGGGAGCUACGGCGGCACGUCGGCCACCGAUGAGGCUCGGCGAGCCACGGCUGGGGGCGGGGUCAAGGUGCGGCGCGUGGCCGUAUGGCAUCCGGCGCUUUUUAGAGUGUCCGAGAAGCCGGCGUCCGCCGCUUGGUGCGCCCGCUGUUUCCCGGCGCCGGCUCCGGGGGAAGGUGAAGGUUCACCGACCGAGCCGGUGGACUCACCGGCGGUGCAUAGUGAGCGGCUGUGGCUGUCUCCCCUCGUCGGUGCUGCGGCUGUCAUGGCGGCUCCGGGCUUUCCCCCAGCUCCUGCGGCCCCUGCGGCGCCCUCGGCUGCGCCCGCACUGGCGGCGACCAUCAUGACGCCGUUCGUGGAUCUGGCGGCGGCGGCGGGGGCUGGCCCUCAACUCACGGCGGCCCGCAACCUGAACCGCACGGCGACGCUGGCCCUCAUCGCACACUCCUGGCCAGAGUUUGAGGACCGCGUCGUCCGGCCUUUCCUGGACGGGGUGGAGAUCGCCGGCACCGUGCACCAGGCGCCGGAGGCGGAGCAGGCGGUCGUCGAGGCUAUCCUGCACCACAUGUGGGCCGAGGCGCACAAGCAGUGGGCCACCCACAUCGCGGUCCCGGCACCGGCCGGUGACCACGCCGGCCUCGUCGGCGGCUGCCCCUGGAGCGGUGGUGCCGGCCCUUCCCGGCGACAAGCCGCCGAAGACGUUCCCGGAGUGGGGGCCGCUGGUCAAGCGGUACAACGAGGUGACGGUCGCCGCCGGCGCCACAAGGAGAGGGGCCAGGCGAUCCGGUUGGUGGACGGCGCACUGGUCCAUGACCGGGAGGACCCUUGGACCCCGAGGGGGGUCCUCGGCGUCAUCGACGGCAUCGAGGCGGUGUGCUGGGCGUGGACCGGCGUGGCCACGGAGAAAGGGGCGGCGGAGUACGCCCAGUGGUGGACGUCGAAGGCCCGGCCAUCCCAGCUCGAGGCGAUCACGGAGUACUGGGACGCGUCCUCCCGGCGCCUGGCAAUGCAGAUGCGCCUUCGCCGGAUGUUCGAGGAGGUCACGGCGGAGAUCAUGAAGGACCAGGCGGCGUUCCUGGACAUCCUCUCCCGCCCGCGGCCUCCGAGGGCCCCGCGGCGCCGCGGCGCACCAGAGGUCAAGAAGAACCGGCGGACUGGCAUGAUGAUCGGCGGUGGGCUAAUGCCGACCGGGCCCAGUCGUGGCAGGACCGCGGCGGUGGUGUUGAAGCCGGCCAGGCCGGCGCGCAGAAACGGCAAGUACAUCCUGCUCUCCCUCUUUGACGGCGUCGGGGCGGCGCCGGUCGAGGACCUCUUCGGUACACCGUGGGCGGGCAUGGCGUGGGAGACAGACAAGACUUGCCGGCGCUUGACAUCCAUCCGGCUGCCCUGGCUCCGGCAGAGGGGCGACUUCACUUGCGGACUCGGCUGGGCGGCGCUUCGUGGCUGGCGGGUCGGCUUCAUGUUUGAGAAUGUGGUCAUGCAGCCGGCGUCAGCCAAGGAGGUGUCCGACUGCCUCGGCGUGGAACCGGCGGCGCUGGAGACAAAUGCCCUUCAGCCACAUGCGGCGCAGAAGCUGGUGGAGAACAUCAUUAUCCCCAUGCCUUCAGCUUUGACGAACCCCAGACUGUCUUCCUUGACCUAUGCUCCGGCUUUUCAGUUCACUGCAGGUAGAUAUGAGGGCCAGGUCGUGGCAGAUCGGGCCUACAACAUGCGAGGCUACAUCCGCGGCUCCGGGGGCGGGCCCCGGGCGUUUGAAUCAGUCGAGUGGGAUCCGAAAAAGCCCAACGUUCUUGCUGUCACCAUCAAACGUGACGGCCUCUCGGUCAAAACUGAGACCCGGGUCAAGAAGCGGUCCGUGGGAAUUCCGGAAGGACGCGAUGACCUCUUCAAUAGCAGUGAAGUCUACGUUCAGGAAGUCAGCGAUGCGGGUGACAGCGGUCGGGACAAAGUGACGCCCAUCCGGUGUGUAAACAAGUUCAAGAAGACCAACGACUCAGAAAUAUUGGUCUUACAGCGCUUGGAGAUUUUUCCUCGCCUGGACGGUGAGUCUGUUACGGACUUGGACAAGCCGUCGGUCAUCUACAAGUACAGAGGUGUUCUGACUCGGCAGCCGGAUUCUACGCUGUCACCGAACAUCAAAGCGCUGUAG